Molecule: messenger RNA, 591 nt
Organism: Microthlaspi erraticum
Lineage: Eukaryota; Viridiplantae; Streptophyta; Magnoliopsida; Brassicales; Brassicaceae
Source: the annotation of a GenBank genome assembly
AUGACCGACGACAAAGAGAAGAAGGAACAAGAAGCGUCUUUUGUUACAAGGUCGAUGGAUAGGUUUCUUGAAAAGCAAACUGCUGAAUCAAUCAGACAAACAAUGCAAGCCCAAGAAGAUAUUUUUAAGCAACAGGUACGAGAGCUGCAUAGAGUAUAUAAUACACAGAAAAUGAUGAUGGACCAACUCAAACACAGAAGCCAAUAUUGGACUAAUAGCAACAAAGACCAAACCGGCACAAGAGAGAGAACCGGGAGCUGUUCAGGCGUAGACCUCGAGAAUAUGGUUAGAGCCGCAAAAGCCACGACGACGGAUCAUAUCGACGAGAGCGAACUAGAAUUGACAUUGAGCAUUGGAAUGUCUUCUUCAUCAACAAACAAGGACAUGGACUACUCGUCCACGACGUCGUUGAGAUCAUCAUCGGAUAAUUGUAAUAAUCAGAGCAAUAAUAAUAACAAUAAUAACAGUAAUAACCAAGAGAGUAGCGGUCCAAACACGCCAAUGAGUAGCUCAAGUACGACGUCGUUGGAUCGAGAGAAGAAGAGACCUCAUUGGCUCUUUCAAGGACUUAGUAUUAACCGAACCUCUUGA